AGAUAGGUGAACAAAAGUAACACAUGUAGCGGUACGAGUACAAACUCGUGAAUCUCGUGUACCGUUGUGCGCAUAUGGUUGAACUAGUUUGUUUUGGUGGAAAUGAUAACAGCUGUUGAAAUAUUGAAUUCAGUUAUGGUGUUGGGUAUCCUAAGAUCAAACCUACAUCUUUCAUGAAGUAAUUUUUUGAGGCCAUAUGGAUGUAUCUGUUAUACAGAACUUUCUUAGCGAGUUGAAUGAACAUUUAUCCAACUUCAGCUACAUAAAUGGUUUUCUACCAACACAGGCAGACUGUUACAUAUAUAGACUGUUGUCUUCUCAGUUUCCUGCUCCACAGAACUUACCACAUGUCCUUCGUUGGUAUAAGCAUAUUCAAAGCUUUAGACAAGUAGAACAAGACAAGUUCCCAAAACACUUGGACCACUACUGGACCCCAACCUCAUUCACAAAAUUAGUGGAGGAGAUAAGCACCAUGGCUCCAAGUGGUGAUACUCUGUCAUGGAAAGAUAAAUAUGCUCUUAUUUCACGUAAUCUGCAAGAGGUACUCGGGGAGGACAAGAUGAUAGCAUUGCUAAAGGAACGAGACCUAAAAAUCUACUGGGGGACAGCUACAACUGGAAAGCCUCAUGUAGCAUACUUUGUGCCAAUGGCCAAAAUAGCAGACUUUCUGAGAGCAAAGUGUGAGGUGACAGUGUUGUUUGCAGACUUACAUGCCUACCUGGACAACAUGAAAGCGCCUUGGGAAUUAUUGGCACUACGAUCAGAGUACUACGAACAAGUCAUUAAGGCUAUGUUGCAUUCUAUUGGUGUUCCACUAGAAAAGUUGAAGUUUGUAAAAGGAACAGAUUAUGAACUAUCCAGGGAGUAUACUUUGGAUGUGUACAGAUUAAGCUCUAUUGUCACAGAGCAUGACGCCAAGAAAGCUGGUGCUGAAGUGGUCAAGCAGGUUGAACACCCCAUACUCUCUGGGCUUCUGUAUCCAGGGCUACAAGCACUAGAUGAAGAGUAUUUACAUGUGGAUGCUCAAUUUGGAGGAGUGGACCAGCGGAAAAUAUUUACAUUUGCAGAGAAAUACCUACCUCAGUUGGGAUAUGCAAAGAGGAUACAUCUUAUGAAUCCAAUGGUGCCAGGACUUGCAGGAGGGAAAAUGUCAUCUUCAGAAGAAGACAGUAAAAUAGAUCUUCUGGAUACUCCAGCAGCUGUCAAGAAAAAACUGAAGAAAGCUUUUUGCGAACCAGGCAACGUGGCAGAUAAUGGUGUACUAGCAUUUGUCAAGCAUGUGUUGUUCAGUCUCUUCCGUGAAGGUGAAGGAUUUACAGUAUCUCGUGAUCCUGCAAAUGGCGGAGAUGCUACAUACUUAACAUAUGAAGAACUGGAGUUGGCAUUCAGUAAAGAAGAAGUGCAUCCAGGGGAUUUAAAGGCUACUGUAGAAAGUUACAUUAAUAAAUUACUGGAACCGAUAAGAAAUAAGUUUGAAGAUCCUGCACUUAAGAAGCUGACUGAGAAAGCUUACCCACCUCCAAGCAAACAGAGUAAGUAUAUUAUAUUUAAGCCACAUCGCUUGGAUAUUCGAAUAGGCAGAAUUGUGGAGGUUGCAAAACAUCCUGAUGCAGAUGCGCUCUAUGUUGAGAAAAUAGAUGUGGGUGAGUCUUCACCCCGUACAAUAGUGAGUGGAUUGGUUAAUUAUGUUCCAAUAGAAGAGAUGCAGGACCGCAUGGUAGUGGUUUUAUGUAAUCUAAAGCCCGCCAAGAUGAGGGGUAUUGAGUCAAAUGGUAUGGUCCUCUGUGCAUCUGUGGACGAACCAAGAGCUGUAGAACCACUCAUACCACCUACAGGAAGUUCACCUGGUGAUUGUGUGCUUAUAGAAGGCUAUGAGUCAGGUACUCCAGAUGAUGUACUGAAUCCUAAAAAGAAGAUUUGGGAAAAGUUACAGGUGGAUUUAAAGACUACAGCAAAUUGUGAGGCCCAGUGGCAAGGUAAUGCUUUGUGUACAAAAGCGGGCAAGAUUACUUGCAAGUCCCUUAAGAAUGCUCCAAUUAAAUGAGACACUGUCUCAUUAAGUACUGCUGUUUAACAUGGGCUCUUCAGUAAUAUAUUGAAGUAACUUUUUGGAUAUAAUGUACAAGUUCCUUGUUAAACCUGAAUGCUGUGAUAUAAAUAAAGGGUUACUACACCAUUUA
Messenger RNA from Cryptotermes secundus, 2180 nucleotides. It is a transcript of the gene TyrRS, whose product is annotated as tyrosine--tRNA ligase, cytoplasmic. The record is from RefSeq and is a predicted model, not a curated record. Bases 197 to 2044 code for a protein of 615 amino acids. Gene Ontology annotation, molecular function: ATP binding; tyrosine-tRNA ligase activity; tRNA binding. Gene Ontology annotation, biological process: tyrosyl-tRNA aminoacylation. The transcript has 12 exons. NCBI's taxonomy places the organism in Eukaryota, Metazoa, Arthropoda, Insecta, Blattodea, Kalotermitidae.